Molecule: messenger RNA, 1761 nt
Organism: Hymenoscyphus albidus
Lineage: Eukaryota; Fungi; Ascomycota; Leotiomycetes; Helotiales; Helotiaceae
Source: the annotation of a GenBank genome assembly
CAAAAUAUGCUUCUGUCAAAAGCAGUUGCCGACGGCGUUUGCAGGGAAUCAUUGAACUCUGACUCGUGAAGGGUAGCUCCAAUCAGGGACCAUAAUGGCAAAGUCGGCUUUUGUCUUUUCAAGUUUCACACGUAACACUAGGCGGCACGUCGAAGUCGGCUGAUGAUAUAGAGGGUCGAAAAUCUGGGGAAAAAGCCUUCACUCCUUUAUUGAUAUUCACCUUCUGAUAUAUAUAUCCUGGGGAUUAUCUGAAAUACCGCUUUACAAAGCAAGCAAUUCAGGUCUCAGAGCCCGAUUCUCAAUCUUAUUGUAUAUCUGAAGAAUUCAUUCUUUUCCACCAUUGCUGCUUUUCCGGGACACCCCAAUCUUUGCUUCUGUUUCUUGUACCUUGCACAAGAAAGAAUUUAUCAGGGGUUGAAUAAAGAAAGCUUGUAAGUGAAGUAAUAUCUUGGUAUAAGCUCUCUCACUGAUAUAAUCAUAGUAAGAAACACAAAACUCCGAUAUUUCCAUACAGCGUUUGAAAAUUCUACACAAUCAAAAUGGGUCACUUCACAACCGUCUAUGCCGAGAGAGAUGGACAAGCUCUCGAGGACCUUUCGGACAACAUCGAUGCCGUCAAUGUCCUCAAGGCUGAUAUGAAGAAGGAGAAGAGCAUGCAUGAGAAAUCUGAAUUCGAUGCCGACAAAGACAAGACCCAAUUCCGACAAUAUGAAGAUGCCUGCGACAAAGUCAAGGACUUUUACCGAGAGCAACACGAGAAGCAAACCGUGGCCUACAACUUGAAGGCCCGAAAUGAUUUCAGAUUCAAGACCAGAGCAGAGAUGACCAUCUGGGAGGCUAUGGAGAAACUCAACACCCUUAUCGACGAGUCCGACCCAGACACUUCAUUGUCACAAAUCGAGCAUCUCCUCCAAGCCGCCGAAGCUAUCCGAAGAGAUGGAAAGCCCCGCUGGAUGCAACUCACUGGUCUGAUUCACGAUCUCGGCAAGCUCCUCUUCUUCUUUGGUGCUGAAGGUCAAUGGGAUGUUGUUGGCGAUACCUUCCCAGUAGGAUGUGCUUUCGAUAAGCGAAUCAUCUAUCCCGAUACCUUUAAAGGCAACCCAGACCACGACCACCCCGUCUACGGAACCAAACACGGAAUCUACACCCCAGGUUGUGGUUUAGAUAACAUCAUGCUCUCAUGGGGACAUGACGAAUAUCUAUACCAUAUCGCCAAGGAGCAAUCCACAUUACCUGUUGAGGCUUUGGCUAUGAUCCGGUACCACUCAUUCUACCCAUGGCACAGUGGUGGUGCUUAUUACGAAUUUAUGAACGAACAUGACAAGGAGAUGCUUAAGGCUUUGAAGGCUUUCAACCCUUAUGAUUUGUAUAGCAAGAGCGAUGAUGUUCCAUCGGCUGAGAAGUUGAAGGUAUGUGAAUAAUAUAUUUCAUGUGGAAUAGAAUACUAAUAUGCUCGCUAUAGCCAUACUACAUGGAACUCAUUGAUGAGUUCUUCCCAACGAGAGUCAUCAAGUGGUAAAUAACGAUACAUCGCUGCAUCUCGUCAGAGACCAAAAGUUUUCGUACUGUCUUUCGCGAAAUUUUUCCUCCGUCAUUUGAGAUGGAAUUUGGAUGGGAGGGUUUAGAUUUCCCAUUGUCCGCGUUUGUUUUGGAAGAAAGGGCCGUUUUCUUUUUUUCGGCUGGGUACACAGGACUUGGUAGUUAUUGAGCUCUGAAGUAGGAAUAUUACGAAUUAUGAACAUGACUUUAUCAUCAAAAAUC